Molecule: messenger RNA, 1365 nt
Organism: Exophiala viscosa
Lineage: Eukaryota; Fungi; Ascomycota; Eurotiomycetes; Chaetothyriales; Herpotrichiellaceae
Exons: 1
Coding region: 1-1365 (454 amino acids)
Source: RefSeq, a predicted model, not a curated record
AUGGCCAUCCGGCACAUUCGCCCAGCGAGACUCAUUCUCACGGCGCUGCUGAUCGUCAUCACGUUGGUUGUCUUCUUCCACCACGAUCGAAUAGAAGAAGAAUUGAGCAAUAUUGACCUCGACCUCCCUCUCGAGGCUCUCGGACUUGAGCACGAGGAGAGCCCAGUCCCUGUCAUCGACGAGGACGACUCUCCCAUUUUCAAUGCUUCCUUGUACCGCAAGCUCUACUCACUUUCGACCCCGGAUCGCCAGUACUUCCGCAUAGACUGGGGGGACGGGCUCAGGGCAUACAAUCCCAACAUCAUCCCUCAUCCUACUCAGCCUGAUGCAUACAUUGUGGCCGGGCUUCAAGUCAAGAUCCAAGAAGGCAUCUUCGACAACUCCGAAAUAGCAUGUACCGCCAAGUUCAUCGACGGCACUCUCAAAUGUAUAGACACCGCCACUCCGUUACCCAUUGAGAGGACUGAAGGACACUGCCCGGGCGACCUGGUUUUCCACAAUCUACGAGGCGGUCCCCGCGAUGCUCGCAUGUUCUACGGCCCUGAUGCGGCCUAUGUCAUGUAUGGCACAUUAGCCGAGCGCAGCUGUCUCGGCCUGUUCCUGCAGGACCUCAGUGUCUUGAGAGACGACGUGUUUGACUCGAAAGGGGCGAGCUUUCAGGUCGGCACCGAACUACAACGGCCUCCACCGUACGGUAUCAUGCAGAAGAACUGGUUCUUGUUCUGGGACCCCGAAGGCAGGAUGUACGCUCACCAAGACAUCUACCCUUCGCGGACAUUUGCUGCACUAUCUCUGAGUGGCUCAGCUGGGCGCGACCUGUCGGGGAGCAUGGCAUACCACGAUUCCGCCUGCAUGGCGCGUCACAUGCCGGCCCUCAAGGCGGACGAAACUAUUCAUCAAGCCACGAACUCGCUUUCGAUCACAUUGUGCAAGCGUGCCGAUCGCUGGUGCAGCCCAAACGAUGACAACACAUUCCUGAUGACCAUUGUGCAUCAUCAAAUGUUCCACGAUUGGCACGCUCAGUACUAUGGGCAUGUUGUCCUGUUCAAGCGCAACGCGCCAUUUGAGUUGCACGCCAUCUCGCAGAAGGGGCUCUGGAUCAACGGUAAAAAGCCACACAGCUGCGGCAUGGAGUCCAUGCUCGUGAGCGGCUGCGGGAUCGAGAACCACGACGAGCUGUUCUACAUGACUAGCAUGAGUUGGGCGAACCAGAACCAGACGUACCAUGGGUACAUUGAUGACCCGCUACUUCUUGCGAUUGGAAUCGAGGAUGUGAGGUCCGGAGGUAUAGACGUACUUGCGGGCGAUUUGCUGCAAGAUCUCGCAUUUUGUGACACGCCGAAAAAGGUGAAGAGCCAGUCAUAG